AUGGGCGAGAGUAUAGCAAAAAUAGUAGGCUUGAAAAUUGAUAAUACCUCCGAUACGGAAAUAUACAGUCCCAUUAGCGAGUUCAAUAUAUUGGGAAUAAUUCGUGCAAUAGAGAUUUCGAUCCAAUCUCAAGAUCGUAAAUGGGAGCAAGUAAAAGUUACUGAUGUUUUCGUUACCAAUGAACCCGAACUUGAAUCUGUACUAAUAUUGGGUCAGCCGUGGUUCCAGGAAAAUGCAAUGAAACUGGACUUCCCAAAUAAAACUCUCAUAUUACUCAAUGGAACUAGUUCUCCGUUAUCAGAAAAUGUCAGUUAUGUGGCUUUGCAGUCCUCGCAAUUCUGGAUCGUCGUUACAUUAGCUGAUUUCGUUGCGAACGUCGAACUAAAAAGGAGUUUUAUUCAUGCGCAUGACUCAUUGCUCAACAUAUCCACAGACCUUGGCGUUUAG
Molecule: messenger RNA, 447 nt
Organism: Acaulospora colombiana
Lineage: Eukaryota; Fungi; Glomeromycota; Glomeromycetes; Diversisporales; Acaulosporaceae
Source: the annotation of a GenBank genome assembly